Onthophagus taurus is the source of this 1640-nucleotide messenger RNA. RefSeq names its product gustatory and odorant receptor 63a. Gene Ontology annotation, biological process: sensory perception of taste. The record is from RefSeq and is a predicted model, not a curated record. Gene Ontology annotation, cellular component: axon; neuronal cell body; dendrite. Lineage: Eukaryota; Metazoa; Arthropoda; Insecta; Coleoptera; Scarabaeidae.
UAGACCAAAUUCGUUUUAUCACUUAAAUCUUGACACAUUUAUCAAAACACUCGAAAAAGCUUUCUAAAUAACUCAUUAUAACAAAUUACCAAGAAUGAAUUAAUGCAUAAUUUCAUACUAUCUUUACAUAUCGACAACAUAUGGUCCUCUCCAAUUUAUGACUGAAUAAAAACCCGACAUCAUUUUCAAAUAAGUUCAUUUUGUUUUCUGUGUUGAGUGAUUUAGUGAAUAAAAUCAUCAUGUCCGCAAAUUUUGAAAACACACACUCAAAUCGAGCUUUUGCCAAACCAAAAACGUUUUUUUGGCAUUUUAGACCGGUUGCUGUGAUGUAUAUGUUAAUAGGAAUUAUGCCAUUAAAAAACAUUCUUCAUUGUGAUAGUACACUGCUGAGAUUUUCGGUGUUUAGUUACCAGUUUAUAUACAGCCUUAUUAUAUUUAUCGUUACUAUUAUUGGGAUGGUAAAUUUUAGAGAUCCGCUUUAUUUGAUUCAAGAAGCUAUUAACUUUAGGAAUAAUUACGUUUGGAGAUAUAUGGUUAUUUUAUUAGUGGUCAUACGAUCAAUAUUGUCUUAUUAUUUUUGUACGACGAAAUCAAGAAAAUUGGUGAAGUUAAUUCAAAUCCUCGAAUUGUUUGAUUACAAGAAAAGUAAAGCGUUUAAAGGAACUGCUUGGGAAGCAUCGAGAAGAUUGUUGGUGUGGACUAUAUUGCCAAUUCUUUCUGGGAUUACUUUAGCGAGUUCUCUAGCUGUAUUAUUUAUGCAAUUCACUAAAAUCACGUUUUAUAAUGGAAAACAAACAUUUAAUCAACAACAUAUUUUUGUUGGGAUGAUCGGAGCUUGGCAGAUGACCCCUAUUUUACUUUAUAACUAUUUCGCUUUUGUGAUAUUCUAUAAUUUUCACGAUAUCAAAAAAACUGCGCUUAAUCACAUCCCUAUUAAAGCUUUACACAAAGAUAAGAAUAUUUGUAUACCUCCGGAUUUUAAAAUGAUAUUGUUGAACUUAAAUCAAAUGUACUUUUUAAUGGGGGACGCUGUAAAAUAUCUUGGGAAAAUGUUUGGGUGGUAUCUCGCGGUGGAUCAAUUCUAUAUUAUCGUGAUGUUUGUUUUGAAUUUGUACAUUUAUUUUUUUACUGAGAAUAUAAAGGACCAAAAUUUAUUGUUUUGCAUCAUUAUAAACGCGUUCUUGAACUUUAUUGUUAUAAAUGUGUCGCAUAAAAUUAGCGAGGAAGCCAAUAACAUCGUUGAGUUCAUGCAAAAACUUCCACCGUUGAUUUUAGAUGGCGAAGAUAAAUCGGAAAUACAACUUAUUCUUUCUCAAAUACUUUCAUCUUCGGUUCAAGUUUCCGCGGGAGGAUUUUUUAAUAUUAAUCGACAACGAAUACCUGCGGUGUUAUCAUCGAUUGCAACAUAUUUAAUAGUAUUAGUUCAAUUUACAAAGCAAGGAAUCUACAAUAAUAAUCAAAAUGAAACAAAAUCAUUAUCGAUAAACUAGAAGAAUUUUAUAAACAACAUCAUAGGUAAAUCAAAAAUAUUUAUUUGACUGGGCGAAAUUAACAUAAAUAAUUAUAAUAAAUAUCUUAUGUUUGUGUGUAUACUUAAAGCUAUAUUUACAAAAAAAUAAAUCCGUCAGAAAAUACUUAUA